Messenger RNA from Drosophila grimshawi, 605 nucleotides. RefSeq lists its product as uncharacterized. The record is from RefSeq and is a predicted model, not a curated record. Bases 19 to 540 code for a protein of 173 amino acids. Lineage: Eukaryota; Metazoa; Arthropoda; Insecta; Diptera; Drosophilidae. The transcript has 2 exons.
UAAAUAUUUAUUCACAUAAUGCAGUUUAAGCUUAAAUCGUUAUUAUUAAUGGUUGCCACCAUCAUUGCAGUGAAUCGAUUGCCCGUUAACUGGGCCAGAUCUAUAGCAUCUCCAAUCCAUCUCUCCGAGUCAACGGCGAGCAGUACGGUGUCAUGGAUUUCAAAUGCAUCCACGGUUUCUUCGAGGGUGAACAGGGUAGUGUCAUUGGUUUCAAAUGCAUCAAUUGGUUCGAUACCAGAGAGCACCACUGAUAAUGAUGGCGUUGUGUUGCACAUCAAGAGGCGCAGGGAGGCGCAUUGCCCGCCGGCACCGGAGGAUUUGGAUAUUAUACACGCGCCCUGUGACAUGGACGCGCCAGAACUGAGCAAAUAUAUUGAAACUUUGCCCAAUCAAUGCAUCUGCGCUUACAAUUCACGCCACGACUCCGAAGUCGAAUAUCGCAAGUUUAAAAUGCUGCAGUUAGAGGCAUUUUUCUUUGGCCAAUUCUCGGAGCGUUUUAAGCGUUUCGAAAUUGAUCCACAUAAUUUCGAGGGAACUUAGUAAUGAACUUUCCUUGAAAGAAAUGUAAGCGUAAGCGCAAAAAGAAAUAUAAACAAGAGUUGCAA